Molecule: messenger RNA, 2778 nt
Organism: Drosophila persimilis
Lineage: Eukaryota; Metazoa; Arthropoda; Insecta; Diptera; Drosophilidae
Product: protein mab-21-like
Exons: 3
Coding region: 785-1891 (368 amino acids)
Source: RefSeq, a predicted model, not a curated record
AGCGUCGCGUAUCUUUUCGUGCGAGUCGGUAUCGGAAUCGGGGAAUGGCAGCGGCAACGACUACGACUACGGGCACUCGCAUCGCUCUGUGGAAUCGUUGCCAGAGAGGCAUUCGAUACGAAAACGACUCGCUUAACGCAUCCGUAUGCGGCUAAUUCGCUAGCAAACACAGAUACAGUAUCCCCGCACAUCCAAUAAGACAACAAAAACUCUCAUAAGCGGAGUCCCUGCUACUGCCCAUAUGCAGAUACCGAUACAAGUGCAAAUACAGAUACAGAUACCAGUACGGGUACGAGCACGAGGACAGGUCCAGGCACAGACACAGACACUACCAAAGCUGGCGAUUGUCGUGCUCCACUUGUGCCCAUUGUUGCCGCUCUCCGGCUGUCACCGUAACUCACAAUUGAAUUGUUCCUUUGUUCUGUCCGCAUCCGCAUUAGCAUCCGCACCAGCAACAGCAACAGCACCAGCACCAGAGCAGCACCAGCACCAGAACCGCCGCCAUACGAUCCUGAUCAGAGAUUCAGCAGAUCAAUCCAUAGGCACAGCUCCAGCUCCAGCUCCAGCUCCAACAGCAACUCCAACUUCGACUCCCGCUCCGGGUUGAACUGACCGAGAGACCUGCCUGCUCCCGAAUUUCGCAUAAUUGGCUAAAAGUCACUUGCCGACGUUCGUUGCUUUUCUUUGAAGUUGGCCGCCAGACGGAGCGUCGCCAGAGCCAGGUCAGAGCUACGACACCGCUGCUUCAAGGGAGAGGGAGAGAACAAAAGACAGCUCCUCCAUCAUGCUGGUGCCGCCGGAUAUGUUGGUCGCACAGACGCGCAUGAUCUACCAGAUGAAUCGCUACUGUGCCGAGCGUGUCCAGGCCCGCAUGUUCAAGACCUCGACAGCCAUACGGGAGAUCUGCAAGAUUGUCCAGGAUAUACUCAAGGAGGUGGAGCUGCAGGAGCCGCGCUUCAUCUCGAGUCUCGUCGAGUGUAAUGGCAGGUUCGAGGGCGUUGAGGUCAUCUCGCCGAAUGAGUUUGAAAUUGUGCUGUUCCUCAACCAGAUGGGCGUCUUCAACUUUGUGGACGACGGCACCCUGCCCGGCUGUGCGGUGCUGAAGCUAAGCGAUGGCCGCAAGCGCUCCAUGUCGCUGUGGGUGGAGUUCAUCACGGCCUCCGGGUAUCUAUCGUCGCGGAAGAUCCGCUCCCGAUUCCAGACGCUGGUGGCGCAGGCCUGCGACAAGAGCAUGUACCGGGACAUGGUCAAGAUCAUUGGCGACACCACGGAGGUGAAACUGAGGAUCAGGGAGCGCUAUGUGGUGCAGAUCACGCCGGCGUUCAAGUGCUCCGGUAUCUGGCCACGCUCGGCGGCCCACUGGCCCAUGCCGCACAUCCCCUGGCCGCAUCCGAAUAUCGUGGCCGAGGUGAAGACGGAGGGAUUCGAUCUGCUCUCCAAGGACAGUGCCGCCAUGCAGAACAAGAACAACAAUGCGGCCAGCAUGGAGGGGGAUGCCUGGGUGCUGAGCUUCUACGAGGCCGAGAACCGUCUGCUGCAAGGUGGCUGCCGCCGCCGCUGCCUGAGCAUUUUGAAGACGCUGCGUGACCGGCACUUGGAGCUACCCGGCAGCCCGAUCAGCGCCUAUCACCUGAAAAAUCUGCUCCUCUACGAGUGCGAGAAGCAUCCGCGGGACUACGAGUGGGACGAGAGCUGCAUUGCCGACCGCAUCAAUGGCAUCUUCCUGCAGCUGAUCUCCUGUCUGCAAUACCGCCGAUGUCCCCAUUACUUUCUGCCCAGCCUGGACAUGUUCAAGGGCAAGUCGCCCAGUGCCCUGGAGCAGGCGGCCAAGCAGGUCUGGCGCUUGACCAGAGAGAUGCUGACCAAUGCCAAUGCCUUUGAGAAGUUGUAAAUGGGUGUUCAGGCAGCCAGGCAGGCAGGCCGGCAGGCAGGCAGGGUCUCAGGUCUCCGAGUCUGGUGUCGUGUGAGUGCUCGAGUCAGUGUGCGAGUGAGUGUCGUCGAGUGGGUACUCGGUAAAGGUGCUAAAUUUUCAUUGUCGCUGCGAUUGCAGUGCCGAGAUGAUCUGAGAUAAGGCCUACAGUGAGAGCUGCCUCCCUCCAUCCCAAUUCCAAUUCCAAUCCACAUCCCAUCCCAUCCCAUUCGCGGCUGCCAUUUUGUAUCUGUGCCAUGAGUGUAUCUGUAUCUGCAUCUGUAUCUGUAUCUGUAUGUGUGUGUGUGUGUGUGUGCGUCGAAGGCGAAGUGUUAAUGCAGAGAUGCGAGAUAAGUCCACUCCCCAUUCGACUCCUUGCCAUUGCCAGUGCCCAUCCAGGCAUGCCCGGCUUAGCCUGCGAAUAUUGUUUUUAAUAACUCGAACAUCCUUUGUUCCCCGUCUGGCUUUCCGUCUGUCCACCCGGGUAGGCAAACAAUGUGGCUGGCAAAAGGAACAUUUGGCCAGGCGGCUCCUUUUACAGCGCAUCAGCACAACGGAACGGAGUGCGGAGUGCGGAGUGUGUGUGCAGAGGUGUGUGAGGAGUACUCAAUGAAGUAUACGAUUGUUCUUCUUUAGUAUGCCGAUCAUAGAUCAAAGCAAUCCAGCAUAAAUAUCAAACAACAACAAAACAACGGAAGAAACUGAAGAUGAGGAUAGAGAGUUCCACAUCCAUUGAUCGUUCCAAGUUCAACUUAACAUUGUUCUAUUCUCCUAUUCCUACCAUGUCUAUAUCUAUACGGAUUCGUCCAACGCAUAACACUUAUAAAGAUUAUCCACAGUUUAAUAUAUAGUAAUACAUAGAUUGCUUA